Marasmius oreades (fairy-ring Marasmius) is the source of this 240-nucleotide messenger RNA. RefSeq lists its product as uncharacterized. The transcript is spliced from 4 exons. NCBI's taxonomy places the organism in Eukaryota, Fungi, Basidiomycota, Agaricomycetes, Agaricales, Marasmiaceae. The record is from RefSeq and is a predicted model, not a curated record. Bases 1 to 240 code for a protein of 79 amino acids.
AUGGCCAGCAAAGCAGCACAAACCGCGUCCGCCCACUACCUCCAGUUCGAUACCCAAUGGUCAAGUCUAGCUCUUUUGUACUACGACUAUGCUUUGACGUUCCCGAUGGAGGUCAAAUACAUGUGGGGAUCCAAAUUUCGCCUGUCAACCGCGCUGUAUAUCUUUUGCCGGUACGCAAUGCUGGCGAACGUGCUCUAUCUUCUCGAUAUCGCCAAGCGUCUUGGUGAAAGGUUGGUUUGA